UCUCUUUUUCUAGACACGAUUAUUACAGUUUUGCUGCGGUGGUUCACUUGGAACUCCGGCGACUCCUCCUCCUCCAACGUUCGAAACUUGACUGUAUCGUGCCGUCGUGUCUCAGAGAUGCAGUUUCUGCAGGAGAAGGUGAAGUUGAUAAAGAAGGAAGAGCCAGUAAUGGCGAAGAAGAAUCCUGAAGACAUUCCCGUUUACUGGUUCGAGAACUCUGAUUCUGUCUCUCACCGUUUCCACUUCGAAUCCGACGGCCACCUCUCUAUGAAAGUUGUUGAUGACGCAAGACCUGUUCCUCAGAAGAUGGUUGAAUCCUUCCUUAAUAAGUUCUUCCCUUCUGGAUAUCCAUACAGUGUGAACGAAGGAUAUCUAAGGUACACACAGUUUAGAGCACUUCAGCAUUUAUCAAGUGCAGCGUUAUCUGUGUUAUCGACUCAGUCACUGCUAUUUGCUGCAGGCUUGCGGCCUACACCGGCUCAAGCAACUGUUGUUAGCUGGAUUUUGAAAGAUGGGAUGCAGCAUGUGGGAAAGCUGAUUUGUAGCAAUUUGGGUGCAAGAAUGGACUCUGAGCCUAAACGUUGGAGGGUACUGGCUGACGUGCUUUACGAUAUUGGUACUGGUCUGGAACUCGUUUCUCCAUUAUGCCCACAUCUGUUUCUUGAAAUGGCUGGUCUUGGGAAUUUCGCUAAGGGAAUGGCUACGGUUGCAGCAAGGGCAACAAGAUUACCAAUCUAUUCAUCUUUUGCCAAAGAAGGAAAUCUUAGUGACAUUUUCGCCAAAGGAGAAGCUAUCUCUACUCUUUUUAACGUUGCCGGGAUAGGUAUUGGGAUUCAACUUUCUUCCACAAUAUGUUCAUCAAUGGAAGGAAAGUUGGUGGUUGGGUCGAUUCUUUCGGUUGUACAUGUGUUUAGCGUUGUAGAACAAAUGCGAGGGGUACCGAUCAACACACUGAAUCCACAGAGAACCGCUUUGAUCGUGGCUAAUUUUCUCAAGACGGGUAAAGUCCCAAGCCCUGCUGACUUAAGAUUCCAAGAAAACCUAAUGUUCCCCGAGAGACCAAUCCAAGAAGCAGGAAAUGUAAAAGUGGGAAGGGCUCUCCAUAAAGCUGUGAAGCCUUCUGAGGUGCAGAAACUAAAAGAAGUGUUUGUAGAAGAGAAGUUUCUAUUGAGUCAUGGAAAGUCAUGUACUGAUAUGGUCUUAGAGCAUGAUGCAACUGGUGAAGACGCAUUGCGAGGGUGGUUAGUUGCAGCAUAUGCCAAGUCUAUGAAAAAUAUGUACAACGACCCUGAUGACAUUAUAUUGCAAGACGCAUAUGACAGAAUGUACGAUGUCUUCAGUCCGUUUUUAUCUCAAGUGCAAGCGAAAGGAUGGUAUACUGAUAGAUUUCUCGAUGGCACGGGAACAAGAUUUGCUCGGUAGCUCCCGAGUUUCAGAUAAAUUGUUAAUGUAAUUCUUUUGUUUCAAGUGUAAACACGAAUUUGUAGACGUAAGAAGUCUUUGUCCAGAUCAUGAAUCCACAACUGAAGACUUCGAUUGAUAGGCUAGAGUGAGAUUGUUAGGUGAAACAAAAGUUUGAAGGUACGGUUCUUGUCCUCGUUUGUACUUUGCAUUGUAGUCUACAUUUAUUAUCAUAUAAAUCAAUCGAAGUGGAAUCUGAUUAAUACUU
Molecule: messenger RNA, 1669 nt
Organism: Camelina sativa (false flax)
Lineage: Eukaryota; Viridiplantae; Streptophyta; Magnoliopsida; Brassicales; Brassicaceae
Source: RefSeq, a predicted model, not a curated record